CACCGGCUGCCGCCGCGCCGAUCGCCGCCGGAGAGGAGGGGGCGGGCCCGGCAGCCGGGCCGGCUGAGGCGGGAGGCGCGGGGCGGCGGGCCGGCCGGCCGUGAGGCGAUGAGGAGCCGCAGCAACUCGGGGGUGCGCCUGGACGGCUACGCCCGCCUGGUCCAGCGGACCAUCCUCUGCCACCAGAAUCCAGUUACGGGGCUGCUUUCAGCCGGUACGGACCAUAAAGAUGCCUGGGUACGGGACAACGUCUACAGCAUCCUGGCUGUGUGGGGGCUGGGGAUGGCUUAUCGGAAGAAUGCGGACCGGGAUGAGGAUAAAGCCAAAGCCUACGAGCUUGAGCAGAACGUUGUGAAGCUUAUGCGGGGACUCCUUCAGUGCAUGAUGAGACAGGUAGACAAGGUAGAGAAGUUCAAACGCACACAGAGUACCAAGGACUGCCUACAUGCCAAGUAUAACUCUGCAACUUGUGCCACAGUGGUUGGGGAUGACCAGUGGGGACAUCUACAAGUGGAUGCAACCUCCCUUUACCUGCUCUUCUUGGCACAGAUGACUGCAUCAGGGUUGCGUAUUAUCUUCACCCUUGAUGAAGUUACCUUUAUUCAGAAUCUUGUUUUUUAUAUAGAAGCUGCCUACAAAGUUGCUGAUUAUGGAAUUUGGGAACGUGGUGAUAAGACAAACCAGGGCAUCCCUGAACUGAACGCGAGCUCCGUAGGGAUGGCCAAAGCCGCUUUGGAAGCAAUUGAUGAACUAGAUCUUUUUGGAGCUCAUGGAGGACAUAAAUCAGUGAUCCAUGUUCUUCCUGAUGAAGUAGAACAUUGUCAGUCAAUUCUAUACUCCAUGUUGCCGAGGGCAUCCACCUCAAAGGAGAUAGAUGCUGGCCUUCUCUCUAUUAUUUCGUACCCGGCUUUUGCAGUGGAGGAUCUAAACCUUGUUAAUGUGACCAAGAGUGAAAUCAUAUCCAAAUUGCAGGGUCGCUAUGGCUGCUGUCGCUUUCUCCGAGAUGGUUACAAGACACCCAGAGAGGAUCCAAGCAGACUGCACUAUGAUCCUGCUGAACUCAAGCUCUUUGAGAAUAUUGAAUGUGAGUGGCCGGUGUUCUGGACAUACUUCCUAAUUGAUGGAGUAUUUAAUGAGGACAAAAUUCAGGUACAAGAGUAUAGAGAGGCUCUGGAAGGAAUACUUAUUAGAGAGAAGAAUGGAAUCGUGCUGAUGCCUGAACUGUAUGCGGUCCCUCCAGAAAAGGUGGACGAGGAAUAUGAAAAUCCUCAUUCAGUGGAUCGUGUCCCAGUGGGAAAGUUGCCUCAUCUUUGGGGCCAAUCAUUGUAUGUCCUCAGCUGCCUAUUAGCAGAGGGAUUUCUUGCUGCGGGUGAAAUUGAUCCCUUAAACAGGAGAUUUUCCACUGGAUUUAAACCUGACGUUGUGGUACAGGUAACUGUUCUGGCAGAAUCUAAUCAAAUUAAGAAUCUCUUGCAAGACCAUGGAAUCAACGUGCAGAGCAUUGCUGAUAUCCAUCCUCUCAGAGUGCAGCCAGCUCGCAUCCUGAGUAACCUCUAUACCAUGCUGGGCCGGAACAAGAACAUGAAAUUAAGUGGACGGCCACACCGACACAUUGGAGUGUUAGGCACCUCCAAGCUGUACAUGAUAAGAAAUCAAAUAUUUACUUUUACCCCUCAGUUUACUGACCAGCAUCACUUCUAUCUGGCUCUAGACAAUCAAAUGAUUGUGGAGAUGCUCAAGACAGAGCUGGCUUAUCUCACUUCUUGUUGGAGGAUGACAGGGAGACCAACCCUGACGUUUCCCAUCACCCACACAAUGCUUGUUGAUGAUGGUACUGACAUUCAUCCAGCAGUUCUUGCCACCAUAAGAAAAUUAGAGGAUGGUUAUUUUGGAGGUGCAAGGGUGAAGAUAGGCAAGCUAUCAGAUUUUCUUACCACCUCUUUCCAUACACAUCUGAGCUUCCUGGAUCCAGACUGUGACGUAAAACUGUUUGAUGACCCUAACGAAGGCCGAAAUAGUCCUGACAGUGAAUAUGGAGGCUAUCCAGCAGACUUCUGUGAAAAAGAAAGCCAGGAUGAGCUGGAUCAGUAUAUAAAUGAUGUCCUGCAGAGUACAGCACUGAAGUCAUACCUGCCUCCUACUUCAAAGACUGCUAAUCAACCACCUGUGUUCAGUGCAAACCAUUCUACAAAAGAAAUACUGUCAAUAAUGGCCAAGACAAAGGGCUUGGAGGUUCCAGAUGUGUCUAUGUCUCUGCCCACUAAAGUUCUGAACACACACCGGAAGUCUCUGAACCUUGUUGAUAAUCCCCAUUUCUUUGAGACAAAGGACUGUGAAAAUGCUCUGCACUUACCUAAAGAUGCUCAUGGUGAUUUGGAUUGCAGGCGGCUUGUUGAGCAGCUAAAGGAAUGCCCAACGCUCCAUGAUCAAGCAGAUAUCCUAUAUAUCUUGCAUAUAUUAAAAGGUGCUGACUGGGACACGGAGCUGGAUGGACAGUAUGGUGUCACUGUCCAUUGCCUACUCAACGAGCUCUACAGAAAGGCAGGCCUCAAUCAAGAGUGGGGCUUGAUCCGUUACAUUUCCGGUAUACUCAAAAAGAGAGUGGAAGUCCUGGCCGAGGCAUGCACAGACCUUCUGUCGCACCACAAGCAACUUACAGUGGGCCUGCCACCAGAACCCCGGGAGAAAAUCAUUACCGCCCCACUGCCACCUGAGGAGCUCACAGAUCUUAUUUAUGAAGCAAGCGGCCAAGACAUCAGUAUUGCAGUCCUGACACAGGAGAUAAUUAUGUACUUGGCGAUGUAUGUCCGCUCACAGCCCAGUCUUUUUGUGGAGAUGCUCAGGCUUCGCAUUGGUCUGAUCAUUCAGGUGAUGGCCACUGAGCUCGCUCGGAGUCUGAAAUGCUCAGGUGAAGAAGCUUCAGAGAGUUUGAUGAACCUAAGUCCCUUUGAUAUGAAAAAUCUCCUACACCAUAUUCUCAGUGGAAAAGAGUUUGGUGUGGAAAGAAGCUUGCGACCUGUAGAUUCCUCUUCAUCUAGCCCUGCAAUUUCUAUUCAUGAAAUGGGGCAUUCUGGAGCAACCAAAACAGAAAGAAGUGGUAUUACUAAAUUGAAGAGUGAGUUGAAGCAGUUCUGUCAUGAGGGCCGCUCCAUGUCCAGCAGCAUGUUCGCUCCCAGGAGGGGCAGUACUCCAUCAUCUCCCACGAGUACUUCUCCUCCUGGCUCCAGUGGAGACACGAGCUGGGGUGACAGAAAAGGGCAGUGGUUGCGCAGGAGGAGGCUUGAUGGUGCUAUUAACAGGGUUCCCGUUGGCUUUUAUGAGAAAGUGUGGCAAAUCCUUCAGAAGUGCCAUGGUCUGUCCAUCGAUGGGUAUGUCCUUCCUUCUUCAACCACCAGAGAGAUGACCCCGUGUGAAAUCAAGUUUGCCGUGCACGUGGAGUCGGUGCUGAACCACGUGCCCCAGCCCGAGUACCGGCAGCUCCUGGUGGAAGCUAUUCUCGUCCUCACCUUCCUCUCCGACAUCGAGGUGAACAGCAUCGGGGGCAUCAUCCACGUGGAUCGGAUCGUGCACAUGGCCAAUGACCUCUUUCUGCAGGAGCUGAAAUCCUUCGGAGCUACCGGUAGUAUCUUGGAGAAAGACACAGCCACAGGAAUUUGCCACUUCUUUUACGACAGCGCUCCCAGUGGGGCCUAUGGCACCAUGACGUACCUAACGAAAGCCAUAAUUAUUUAUUUACAUGAUUUCCUGCCUAGCACGGGCUGUGCGAUGCAGUGAGCGGUGCCUCAUGGGGGAGGGAAGGCUCGGAAGCUCUUUCUCCCCAUUUUCCCUCUCCUGAACCUCCUGUUUAGUUGCCGCGUGUUUGUGUGCUGUGCACUACCUCAGCGCUUCACACCAGUCCUCCUGCUACCUGCCCACCUACCUACGGGGGACAGGUGGGUGGAAUUUGGCCUGGUUUUAAGAGAGAAAUAACAAAUAACGAGGCUUAUUCUGCCCGAAGUGCAGAAAUGUAAUUCAUAUUAAAUUAGCAAGAAUUAUACAGUUCUGCCGAGGGGAAAACAGAUUACUCUGUGGAGAUCAAAAGGCAUAAUAAAACGAGGGAGCUGUAUCUUGGGCAUAAAGUCUCCCAAAUAAGGGAAGUGAUGGAAUUCAUUAAUUUUUGGCCUGCUGUGUGUAAAUGUACAUCAUUGUGAAUCGCUAAUGCACAGUGUGAAACAUCCAGGGAAAUGUAAAUUAGAGGGAUAGGAAUACCUUGAAAUAACCAGGUGAUAUUUCUAAUACACGUUUAUCCUGAUUCUCAUCUCACUUGUGCCUGUCAGUGCAGGGCUAAUGCCGGUAGAGACAAUUGUCUUACAACAUCCACUAAUUGGAGAGGAUGGCCUCUCUCAGGAAGCUGCAUCUGUCUUUAAUCUGAACAAAAUAGCUUCCUUCCCUGCAUCCCCGAGGCUUUGGAGGCGAAAUCUCAAGACUCCAGCUUCUCCAAGGUGACAGACAGUUUUAUGCCUGUAAUCCCUUCCUCUGAAUGGGGCAAGAUAAACCUCUUUCACUCGA
Messenger RNA from Calidris pugnax (ruff), 4548 nucleotides. It is a transcript of the gene PHKA2, whose product is annotated as phosphorylase kinase, alpha 2 (liver). Gene Ontology annotation, molecular function: calmodulin binding. Lineage: Eukaryota; Metazoa; Chordata; Aves; Charadriiformes; Scolopacidae. Bases 109 to 3774 code for a protein of 1221 amino acids. Gene Ontology annotation, cellular component: phosphorylase kinase complex. The transcript has 32 exons. Gene Ontology annotation, biological process: glycogen metabolic process. The record is from RefSeq and is a predicted model, not a curated record.